This is a messenger RNA of Prosopis cineraria, 770 nucleotides long. RefSeq lists its product as uncharacterized. Lineage: Eukaryota; Viridiplantae; Streptophyta; Magnoliopsida; Fabales; Fabaceae. The transcript is spliced from 2 exons. The coding region runs from base 139 to 522 and encodes 127 amino acids. The record is from RefSeq and is a predicted model, not a curated record.
UUCGCUUAUCGAGAGUUCGAGAGGCCAACGCGUGUUGGAUUCAGAAAGCGAGGAAUCGCAAACCUGGAGAAAUUGGGUCGUUUUAUUUCGAAGAGCGUUCCUCCUCAUCCUGUUCGCUUUCUGCCUCGCUUGCUUGCCAUGUCUAAGUCCGCCUCCACUUCCGUCUUCCAGAACCUGAUGCGUUUCAUCAAGAAGCCAUGGGAGAUCACGGGUCCGUGCGCCGACAUGGAAUACAAGUCGGCAUUGACCAGCGCGCUCGAGUAUCGAGUCUUCUGUCCCGCCACCACCCGGGAAAAAGCCAUUGUGCCCACAUCCAAUCCUGAAACCGUUUACGACAUCAAGUACUACACUCGCGAUCAACGGCGGAAUCGUCCUCCGAUCCGCCGCACCAUCUUGAAGAAGGCCGAUGUGGAGAAAAUGAUGAAGGAGAAUACAUUUGACGUUUCGGAUUUCCCCCCUGUUUACGUGACUGCGACGAUUGAAGAGGACAUGAAUGCACGAGGUGGAGGCUACCAGAAAUAGGUGUGUGCGAUCAUGGAAUGGCGGGCACAGUUCAAUCACCUAUCUGUUCUAGUCAGUGAAAAGUUUGAUUAGUGAUGUUUGUGAAGGAUGUCCAUUUUUAAAAGUGUAACCACCAUAUGUCAAUAAAGCAUAGUUUGCUGCAGUGAAGUUUGACUUUUUGUACUUCUCUUUGAAUGUUGAUCAAAAGUCAAUCACUUCGGUUAAUUGCUCAUGCAUAAAUUGAAUGAUUCCUGAAGUUUUUGUGUUCU